GGAUAUUUUUUUCAUUACUGUUAUAAUCCUAGUUUGUUAGUCCAAAAGCUGGUGGGCAAAAAUGAAGCCAACACCUGCACUGCUAAAGUUUUUCCCGCCAGUGCUGGCAAACAUAGAAAACAAACGCCCGCCCCUAAAGGUACCUUUCAAAUAUGAGCACGUACCUCGAUUCAGACAUAAAGCAGACUCUAGAACUAGGAUAAUAAACAAUAUGCUCCCCGAUGAGUUCAAGUUGAGUAACAGAAUGCUAUUUUAUUCUAUAUAUUUUGAUCAUGAUAUAAAGCUGGUAUAUAAAGAUCCAAAGCCGAUUGACAUUGAACAAACUCGAAUACUGGAUCUUGGCUCAAAUCUUCUUAUGCUAAGAAUAUACCACACAUUACUUACCAAUCGGCCCGAGACAGACCCAAUAGAGUUGAUAGAUAAGGUUGAUCCAACAGAAAUCAAUACACUCAAAAUACGACAUGACUUUAUUAAUCAAUUUAAUCAGAUCUUGGACUCAAAGAAUCUGCUGUCAAAAAUCUCAAUCAACUCGACACUAUUGAAGACGAUUAAAAUUGAAAAGUCAACUCGACAUAAAGUGUUGCCGAUGCUUAUAGGAUUAGUGCAUUGUCAAUACGGGUAUGAGCAGAGUAAAAAAUUCAUUGAUGAGUGGGUUAUUCGUGGGAAAUGGUCCACUGUCGAAAGUUAUAGCCACAGAGGAUUACUGGAAAUUUAUACAGAUAAGAAGAUGGACGUUUUUUAAGUCUAUUUAUUAUCAACAAGCAUAUAUACAUAGAAUAUUUGAAUCUGUAAAUAGGUAUACCUAAGGCGGACAUCCAAAUGGUACAGGUCUCCAGGAUGGAAACGUCUCAAAUAAAUAUAAGGAGGGCUUGACUCUCUUGUUUUGUACAUAAUUACCAGCAUCAUGAUCAAUAUCUUGAAUCUUUUUCUCUGCAAAAUUGUUGUCGAUGACCCAAAACCUGGUCAUUAUACUUUCUAAUUUCUCUGCU
This is a messenger RNA of Pichia membranifaciens NRRL Y-2026, 989 nucleotides long. RefSeq lists its product as hypothetical. NCBI's taxonomy places the organism in Eukaryota, Fungi, Ascomycota, Pichiomycetes, Pichiales, Pichiaceae. The record is from RefSeq and is a predicted model, not a curated record. The transcript has a single exon. Bases 62 to 742 code for a protein of 226 amino acids.